AUGAUUACACUAACAGAGCUAAAAUGUCUAGCAGACGCCCAGUCAUGUUAUCACAUCCUGAAGCCGUGGUGGGACGUCUUUUGGUAUUACAUCACCCUGAUCAUGCUGCUGGUGGCCGUGCUGGCUGGAGCCCUCCAGCUCACACAGAGCAGGGUUCUGUGCUGUCUCCCCUGUAAGGUGGAAUUUGACAAUCACUGCGCCGUGCCUUGGGACAUCCUGAAAGCCAGCGUGAACGCAUCCUCCGAUGCCGGGAUGCCACUUCCGCCGCCCCUGAGAAUCCAGAACGACCUCCACCGACAGCAGUACUCCUACAUUGACGCCGUCUGUUACGAGAAGCAGCUCCACUGGUUCGCCAAGUUCUUCCCCUACUUGGUGCUCCUGCACACCCUCAUCUUCGCAGCCUGCAGCAACUUCUGGCUUCACUACCCCAGCACCAGUUCCAGGCUCGAGCACUUUGUGGCCAUCCUGCACAAGUGCUUCGAUUCUCCCUGGACCACCCGCGCCCUGUCAGAGACGGUGGCCGAGCAGUCAGUGAGGCCCCUGACCCUCUCCAAGUCCAAGGUUCUGCUCUCCUCGGGGUGCUCAGCCGGCGACGUGGACGCCAGCAAGCAGUCCCUGCCCUACCCACAGCCUGGCUUAGAGUCAGCUGGCAUAGAAAGCCCGACCUCUAGCGUCCUGGACAAGAAGGAGGGCGAACAGGCCAAAGCCAUCUUUGAAAAAGUGAAAAGGUUCCGCCUGCACGUGGAGCAGAAGGACGUCAUCUACAGAGUGUACCUGAAGCAGAUCAUAGUCAAAGUCAUUUUGUUUGUCCUCAUCAUAACUUACGUUCCGUAUUUUUUAACCUACAUCACUCUGGAAAUUGACUGUUCAGUGGACGUGCAGGCUUUUACUGGAUACAAGCGCUACCAGUGUGUGUACUCCUUGGCAGAAAUAUUCAAGGUCCUGGCUUCAUUUUACGUCAUCUUGGUUAUCCUUUAUGGUCUCACCUCGUCUUACAGCUUGUGGUGGAUGCUGCGGAGCUCUCUGAAGCAAUAUUCCUUCGAGGCGCUGAGAGAAAAAAGCAACUACAGCGACAUCCCAGAUGUCAAGAACGACUUCGCCUUUAUCCUCCAUCUGGCUGAUCAGUACGACCCGCUUUACUCCAAACGCUUCUCCAUAUUCCUGUCAGAGGUCAGUGAAAACAAACUGAAACAGAUCAACCUCAACAAUGAAUGGACGGUCGAGAAACUAAAAAGCAAGCUUGUGAAAAAUGCCCAGGACAAGGUAGAACUGCACCUUUUCAUGCUAAACGGUCUUCCCGACAAUGUCUUCGAGCUGACAGAAAUCGAAGUGCUAAGCCUGGAGCUGAUCCCUGAGGUCAAGCUCCCCUCGGCGAUCUCACAGCUGGUCAGCCUCAAGGAGCUCCACGUGUACCACUCGUCCCUGGUGGUCGACCACCCCGCCCUGGCCUUUCUAGAGGAGAAUUUAAAAAUUCUUCGCCUGAAAUUUACUGAAAUGGGGAAAAUCCCACGCUGGGUGUUUCACCUGAAGAAUCUCAAGGAGCUUUACCUAUCGGGCUGUGUGCUGCCUGAGCAGGUGAGCACCAUGCAGCUAGAGGGCUUUCAGGACCUGAAAAGCCUGAGGACCCUCUACUUGAAGAGCAGCCUCUCCCGGAUCCCACAAGUCAUCACGGACCUCCUGCCUUCACUACAGAAGUUGUCCCUCGAUAAUGAGGGGAGCAAGCUGGUUGUAUUGAACAACCUGAAAAAAAUGGUCCACCUGAAAAGCCUGGAGCUGAUCAGCUGUGACCUGGAACGUAUUCCACACUCCAUUUUCAGUCUGAACAAUUUGCAUGAGUUAGACCUCAGAGAAAAUAACCUUAAAACUGUGGAAGAGAUCAUUAGCUUUCAGCACCUCCAGAAUCUUUCCUGCUUAAAGCUGUGGCACAAUAACAUUGCUUAUAUUCCAGCCCAGAUCGGGGCAUUGUCUAAUCUAGAGCAGCUCUCUUUGGACCAUAAUAACAUUGAGAACCUGCCCCUGCAGCUUUUCCUAUGCACCAAACUACAUUAUUUGGAUCUAAGCUAUAACCACCUUACCUUCAUUCCGGAAGAAAUCCAGUAUCUGAGUAAUUUGCAGUACUUUGCUGUGACCAAUAACAACAUUGAGAUGCUUCCAGACGGGCUGUUUCAGUGCAAAAAGCUGCAGUGUUUACUCUUGGGGAAAAAUAGCCUGAUGAGCUUGUCACCUCACGUGGGUGAGCUGUCGAACCUUACUCAUCUGGAGCUCAUCGGUAAUUACCUGGAAACACUUCCUCCUGAACUGGAAGGGUGUCAGUCCCUAAAACGGAGCUGUCUGAUUGUCGAGGAGAAUUUGCUCAAUACUCUUCCUCCCCCUGUAACAGAACGUUUGCAAACAUGCCUAGAUAAAUGUUGA
Rangifer tarandus platyrhynchus (Svalbard reindeer) is the source of this 2412-nucleotide messenger RNA. NCBI's taxonomy places the organism in Eukaryota, Metazoa, Chordata, Mammalia, Artiodactyla, Cervidae. The record is from the annotation of a GenBank genome assembly.